AUGUCUAUGUUGGCCCUCAGUAUUGUCUUGUAUGCCCUAUUGGGUACCUCCUUGGCCUUUGCUAUCGUCGAGCUAGGCCUAUCGGCUUUCAUUGCUGCCGCAUAUUCUGGAACGCAAGAAAUCGAGACCUGGAGCGCGUAUUCGGGCUAUUCGUACAGUCAAGUCAAUGUGAAUCCUCCGGCUCUCCUCGUGUUCCUUAUAUUUUCUUCUGUUUGGACCAUCCUUAUCACAAUCGCCGCUUUAGUACUUCCUUGGUACUAUACUCGCAAGGGCUUGGUAACUGCAAAGCUCAACACUGUCCUCGCCGCUAUCUUCGUGGCCACUUAUUUUGUUACUAUGGUAUUCUGGCUAGCAUGCUUUGCUGAACUCGCCAGCCUCCUUGGUGGUGCUACUAGUGCAAGCUCCUACUGCAAUACCGUCAUUGCCUUUGGCGUGCUACUUUGGCUACUAUUUGUUGCCCUAGUCAUAUUCACCAGUCUUGCCAUGUGUGGUAUUUUGGUGUCUGAUUGGGCUGGGUACCAGUCUCUCAGGAAGGAGAAGGGAGUUGGUAUGAACCAAACUAGUGCUGACCCUGCUCACGAAGUGCCGAUGAGUAUGAAUCCUGUGGUUCCAUAG
Messenger RNA from Penicillium psychrosexuale, 615 nucleotides. RefSeq lists its product as uncharacterized. The record is from RefSeq and is a predicted model, not a curated record. The transcript is spliced from 2 exons. Lineage: Eukaryota; Fungi; Ascomycota; Eurotiomycetes; Eurotiales; Aspergillaceae. The coding region runs from base 1 to 615 and encodes 204 amino acids.